Molecule: messenger RNA, 1623 nt
Organism: Aureobasidium namibiae CBS 147.97
Lineage: Eukaryota; Fungi; Ascomycota; Dothideomycetes; Dothideales; Saccotheciaceae
Exons: 3
Coding region: 1-1623 (540 amino acids)
Source: RefSeq, a predicted model, not a curated record
AUGAAGAUGUCACCUCCGUCGUCAGCGGCCAGCUCGGCUUCCAGUAGCAGUCGACAGAAUCUGGAUCCCAUCACACGCAAUGCGCUUCGGUAUACCGUCAGUGCGAAGGAGUAUGAGUUGCUUCAUCAAUACCUCGCGUCACGCGCCCCUUCGGUGCAGAAGCGUGCCCUCCCACCACGCAAAUAUGAAGCCAUAGUAGAAAGCAAACACGAUGCCAGCGUCUCGACAGUACGAGCCAGUCUGCGUGUUUUCGCUGCGACCUAUACCGCCCUCAAGGCAUGGGAUGUCGUCUCGCGAAGACUACGGCCAUCCAAUCCGAGCCAGAAGAACACCAGCCCCAAAGCAUCACAUAUGCGGCUAUCAGCCUCGCUCUCCUUGAUCCUGCUCUUCCACCGUCUGCUGUAUCGCUUCUUUAUUCGUCUCCGUGCCUCGUUACUUGAACCCUCGGCUCGCCCCUUCCGCCGUCGCAAUCCUCACAUCAGUCUUGGAUUAACAUCACGAUACACACCUGCUAUAGGAGCCGCACUAUCUGGACUCUUCUUGGGCGUGUGCCCUGCCUCGCAACUGCGCAUCAGCGUCGCCAUCUACGCCUUUAGUCGCUCACUUGAGUUCGCCUACAAUGCCGCCGAGGAGAAGGGUAUCUGGGGAAAGAAGGGCAAGCCAGACUGGGUAGGGAGCUGGAUGCUCAUGCCCCUUGCCUGUGGACAACUCUUGCACGCCUUCGUCUUCGACCGCGAGUGCUUUCCUACAAACUACGGCAGCUUCAUUCUCAAACGCAGCCCAGAAUACAUCCAACAACGGCCCUCUACAUAUCCCGCCGACAAGGCUUGGCCUGCAACCUUUGAUAUUGUUGACGGCCUGGCUGACAUCUCGCGUCUUCGCUGGCCGUCGUUCGUCUCCCCCAUCUUGUUCCCGGCAGCCAAACAACACCUCCCAGCAUCAAUCUCGAACCUCUCACCAAUCACUGCUCCGGCGCAUCCCGCCAUCACUAAUACUUCAUGCGCCCUUCUGCACCCACAGGAUCCAUCGUGCAUGCGGACAUAUAUCAAAUACUUCAUCGCCGCCUUUCCCUCUACCGCUCGCUUCUUCACCGUCAUCUAUGCUGCCUUUGCCCUCCUAUCUUACAAGUCUUUCCUCCAAAACCCCAUGCAACAGCUCAACCGCCUCGCCGCAAAGAUCUUGCGCAUGUCCCUCUUCAUCACCGGUUCCAUCGGCACAGCGUGGGGAACCAUCUGUCUGUUUGCGACCUACCUCCCUCGCAACACACUAGCCACACAGCGCUGGUUCCUCAGCGGCUUCCUCGCUGGUAUGUGGGCCUUUGUCGCAAGAAGAGGUCAACGGAGCAGCUUCAUCUACUCUGCACGCAUGAGUUUGGAUUCCUUCUGGAAGGUCGGUGUUGCAAGAGGCUGGUGGAAGGGUGUCAAGAGUGGAGAUGUUAUGCUUUUCGCUGCUAGUCUGGCGCUUGUGGACGCUUUGUACGAGACACAGCCCAAGGCUGUCAGAGGGGCUAUGAUUCGUAAAGGAAUGGGCGUGUUGAGGGGGGAAGGGUGGGUUGACCGUACUGUCAUUCAGGAAGAGCAGGGCAAGUCAACGCCAGAGACUGUAGAGAAGAAAGAUGAGUAG